This is a messenger RNA of Nymphaea colorata (pocket water lily), 3429 nucleotides long. RefSeq names its product probable serine/threonine-protein kinase SIS8. Gene Ontology annotation, molecular function: ATP binding; protein kinase activity. Gene Ontology annotation, biological process: regulation of DNA-templated transcription; protein phosphorylation. Bases 570 to 2867 code for a protein of 765 amino acids. The transcript is spliced from 13 exons. The record is from RefSeq and is a predicted model, not a curated record. Lineage: Eukaryota; Viridiplantae; Streptophyta; Magnoliopsida; Nymphaeales; Nymphaeaceae.
CGCUCUGCGUCUCUCUGUCUCGAUCUCUCUUUCAGAGGGGCGUGGGGGUGGCGGGGAGAGAGAGAUCCACCGCAUCAAUCCUCUUCAGCCUGGGAUGGUAAUUGGUAUCAAGCAGAAAAGGAGGUAGGAGAGAGAAAGAAAAAGGUUAGAGAGAGAGAGUCAGACAGAUAGAGGUAGGUUAGGGAGUGAAACAAGAGAAGAAGGGGUGGGGGAGAGGGAAGCGGUGCGGGAGGCCAAGUCUUAGAGAGAGAGAGAGAGAGAGAGAGGAAGAAGGUUAGGGGAAGGGAAAGAGAAGAGGAGAAAGCGAAAAAGUGAAGCCCGAGAAGGACCAAACGGAGGGAGAGAGAGAAGGAGAGGCUACCUAAGCCAGACAAAAGGAGAAAGAGUGAUCCUAUCUAUUCAUUGUGAGAGGGGACUGGGGACCCCGCCAAAAGGUGGCCAGCAAGAAACGCCAUGCCCAUCCCCAUCAGCUUCCCCUCACCUCUCUGAAAGCGGAGGGUAGAAGUUUCAAGAACAAGGAAAGCCGGAAAGCAGGUUUGCUGGGGAGGAAGAUUUCUUACCUUUCUCUCAUGGGGAGCCCGUCGGAGGAUCUUCUGAAGAAAAUCCAGGAACUUGAAGUUGGGCAGGCUCAGUUGAAGCAUGAGAUGUCCAAAUUGAUCGUCAACAAGGAAGGCACCUCAGUGUGCCCUCAUCCUCAACAUCCUCAUCACCAAUCCCACCAAAGAUCCCAAUCGGUUUCGCCGAAGAGGUCGAGGCUCUCGAACUUGAGCCGCAAGGGAAUCGAUGAUUUAAGGCAACGUAAGGGCUCGUCUUCGCUUCGUCAUUCGUCGCCGCUGAGCCGGAGCGGCGACAACUUUUCUUCCGGACGCAAACUCGAGUAUGGGGCGGCCAUUAACUUCACGGAUAAGCAGUGGCUGAACAUUUUGCAGUCCAUGGGUCAGUCUGUUCACGUGCUCGACCUCAACGGCCGGAUAAUUUACUGGAACCGAACUGCAGAAAGGGUGUAUGGCUAUUCUGCAUCAGAAGCACUUGGUCAAGAUGCUGUGAAGCUACUUGUCGACGCCCGUGAUAUUGAUAUUGCAGAACGCAUAGUUAGCCAGAUAAAAAUGGGUGGAAGCUGGUCUGGCCAGUUUCCAGUAAAAAAGAAGUCAGGGGAGCGGUUUUCAGCUAUUGCUUCAGAUACUCCACUAUAUGAUGAUGAUGGUAGAUUAAUUGGGAUAAUUUGUGUCUCGAAUGAUGUCCGUCCUUUUCAGGAGAAUACAGUUGCACUGGAUGGUUUUGGCCCUUCAACAUUAGAUUCUGGUCACAGCUCUAGAACCAUUUUUGCUAGCAGAUCUGUUGGUGAUUCUCAGCAACCGCUUCAAGCUGCAAUUGCAUCCAAACUUUCAAAUUUGGCUUCAAAGGUGACGAACAAAGUCCGUUCACAUAUACGAGUGAAUGAGAACACCACAGAACGAGAAAGUGGGUUUGCCAAUACCCAUUCAUCUGAUGUUGGUAGCUCUGAGAUGUCCUUGCCUGCUGACCAAAGAGAAGAUGCAACAUCUAGUGGAGCCAGUACACCGAGAGGUGAUGUACCACAAUCACAUUUUAGCAUGCAUAGUCCGGCUAGUUCAGGGGAAAGGUCUCCUGGAAAAGGACACAGGGAUUCUCAUGAGGAAGGGGAUGGAAAAAGUGGCAUUCACAAAAUUUUAACUUCAAAGGCAGAGGCUUGGAUUUCAAAGAAGGGAAUAUCAUGGCCUUGGAAAGGGAAUGAACAGUUUGGAAUGGACUCAAGGUCUCGCUUCACUUGCCCGCAUCCGAAUACCGACCAGGAUAGUGACCAGAAGGCCUGUGAAACUUGUGUUGCCCCUGAAAAUCAAGCACCUGACAACAAUCAACAGGCCAACAAUGAGCCCACAGGAUCCGGGUCUUCUGCAAAUGUGAACAGCACGAGUAGCGCUAGCAGCAGUGGGAGUACAAGUAGCAGUGCUAUACAAAAGUUGGACUUGGAAACUGACUGCUUAGAUUAUGAGAUUCUGUGGGAAGAUUUAAUAAUUGGGGAACAGAUUGGACAAGGUUCUUGUGGAAGUGUCUAUCAUGGUCUCUGGUAUGGCUCGGAUGUGGCAGUUAAGGUUUUUGCCAAGCAGGAGUACUCAGAGGAAGUCAUAGAGUCCUUCAGGCAAGAGGUGUCUCUGAUGAAGAGGUUGCGGCAUCCAAAUGUCCUACUUUUUAUGGGAGCAGUGACUUCUCCUGAGCGCCUUUGCAUUGUCACUGAGUUCUUGCCACGUGGAAGCUUAUUUCGCUUGCUUCAGAGGAACACUGCAAAGUUGGAUUGGAGGCGGAGAAUUCAUAUGGCAAUGGAUAUUGCACGGGGUAUGAAUUAUCUUCAUCAUUGCAACCCACCCAUCAUUCAUCGGGAUUUAAAGUCUUCAAACUUGUUGGUUGACAGGAACUGGACUGUGAAGGUCGGGGAUUUUGGUUUAUCACGUCUAAAACGUGAGACAUACUUGACAACAAAGAGUGGUAAAGGAACGCCCCAGUGGAUGGCUCCAGAGGUUCUUCGUAAUGAGCCGUCUGACGAGAAGGCUGAUGUCUACAGCUAUGGGGUAAUAUUGUGGGAACUAGUCACGGAGAAGAUACCUUGGGAUAACCUAAACUCAAUGCAGGUUAUAGGAGCUGUUGGAUUCAUGAAUCAGCGGUUAGAGCUUCCAAGUAAUCUUGAUCCACGGUGGGUGGCUAUAAUUGAGAGCUGUUGGCACAGUGAUCCACAACAACGGCCAACAUUUCAGGAGCUACUAGAAAAGCUGAAGGAGUUGCAGCGUCAAUAUGUUGCCCAUCCAUCUGCUACACGUUCUCAGCCUGGAGACUCUCAACCAAAGGAGCUAUGAAGAUACUAGUCCUGAAUUUUGGCUCGAGGAAAGCAAUUCUUUUGAUGCAGUUCAACAUCCCAACGUGAAAUGGAACACACUAGCCAAAUUGAUGGAGUCCAUGUGAUGCAGCACCCGUUUUUGCAGUUAUCACUUGCCCAUAGGUGCUGAGAGGUGUUCCCCUAAGCUAAACAUUGGACUACUUUUCUUCAACAGAAAAACAUUGGACUCCUCAAGAAGCGCCAUUGAAAGAGUAUGCUGUUAGCAAGCAAUGCUACACCUUUCUGUGUAGAUAUCACACGUGGUUGAGGCUGUAUCCGCCGUGCUUUUGUUCCUGGCAUUUUUGAGCAAGCAUCGUCUGGAAGAUAUGCGGGCACAGGCCAGCAGUCCAGGCUUUCUGUUUUAGAUUUAUCUGUAUCCCUGGCUGCAAUUCCUACUGGCGUGUCUGCUUUCUUACUGCCAUUUAUAGUCCGUGCUACAGAUUGUAAUUUACUUUGUCUUGCGUGUUGUCCUUGCACAAAUUAUGUGAAUGGUGAUUUGAAAAAUGGGAAAAAAAAAAUAUCGGUGACGGCUUCUUUUUCCA